UCCAACUUUAUCAGUUUAUGGUUAUCGACUUGCUAGUAUUUACCUUGCUCAUUCUUCUUAUAGAACAUUGCCGUUAGAUUUUCAUAAUUUGCUGCUUAAAAGUUAAAAUCAACCUAAUCAGUCUAUCUCAUGGUUAAUAAACUUUUUGUUGGUUUACAUUCAAAUGACUGACGUGAACAGAUAUGUAGUAAGAAUGUUUUGCCUCUUAGAUUUGGUAUAUCAAAUCUAUAACUCUUUAUUUUUUGGUUUAAUCAUGCAUAUUUGAAAUUAUUUUUUGGUUUAAUCAUUCAUAUUCGAAACUUACUUUCCUACCAUAUAUUUCUUAUUCGAACUCGAAAUAUUUAGUUAAAAGAGAAGAAAUCAUAUUUAUCCCAUGAUACUGCAAAUUUGAAGCUAUUGAUAUUGAAUCAGUCGUUCUUAUGCCUUGAAAGCUGGUCAGACAAGAAGUGUUUCAUAAACCUAGAAAAAGAAAUCACAAUCCGUCCUGUUCAAGAAGAUUAAUACGAAGGUUUGGUUUUAUCACUUUUUUAACCCAAGUAAUGCUAUUUGAUCUAAAAAAGGUCCAAUCUUCUGAUUCCAUAUAUAGUUGGCCUACGCGUUUAGUCAUUAUCCCAUCUUAUUAUAUACGCCAAUUGUAUCAGGUUUUGUUGAAUAACUGAUGUUAGGAUUUGACUUUAAUAUCUCGACACUUCUCUUUCCUAAAUACUUUGAAUUCAAAAAAAUCAAAGUACAGCUCUGCUUUGCUUAGUUUCACAGCAAUUUAUUGCGUCUAAAAUCAGAAACCCGGUCGAAUUUUCCACAAAGAGAACCAAAAAUGAAGGGAUAUAAACCCAGUAAGCACUAGGCAGUACUACUAAUAGCUGCAGAAAUUAAAAGGCCCAUUAAACUAGCCCAGAUGUAAGCCCAUUGGCAAAUAACCACAGGCCACAGCUAAUUAUUAAGCUUUAACCAGCAUUCAAAACAAUUCAAAGUUUAGCCACUUUUAGUUUCCAAUAUAAAAUCUGGAGAAAAAAUAACCCAAGCUCAAACAUGGGAAAAUGCAAACACAUUGUGCUGGAGUUUAGAACCUUUAUGAGUUGACUCCUGAAAAUUCUGGAGUUUGAACUACAUAUAAGAAAUUUCAAGAAUUUUUCUAAGAGUUCGCUUGUCAAAACUAACUUUGAACUUCAGCGCCAUGUUUGAUCUUUUUCUGUGUUUUAGACUAUUAGCUAGGGAUAUUGUUGUUCAAAUUUUAUUUUCUCCUUAAUUAUGACUAUUUCACAAUUACUUGUCAGGCAAUUCGCACGAUUGUCCUAUCUCGGGGUGGUCUUUAUUUUUGUCCUUUGGCACUUUAAGUAAUAAAAAGUAGCCAAAAAUACUCUUGACAUCGAAAAAACAAAAAGAAGAAAUUCGGAUCGAUGACUAAUUUCGCAAGACAAGGUUUCAUAGAAACUAUACCUAUUCGAGCAAAGUUACAUAUAAACUAUGCCUUGUCCGGCAUAGUUCAAUAGAAAUUAAGUUAUCCUACAGAACUAUACAGGACAAGACAUAGUUUCUAUGUAAUUUUACCCGAAUAGGCAUAAUUUCUAUAAAAACAUAGUUUCUACAGAACUAUGCCGGAAAAGGCCUAGUUCUAUAUAACUUUGCCCAAAUAAGCAUAGUUUCUAUGAAACAUUGCCUUGCGAAAUUGUUUUUUUCACUUUGCUGGGGUUCGAACCCAGAAUCUUUGGUUCGUAACCAGCGAAUAAAGGUACUUUGACCCACAAAUUUUCAUUAAAUGAGAAGUAGGGCAAAAAAUUAAAGACCAGCCCAUAUGAAGGACAAUCCGCGCCAAAAAAAGAUUAACAAGCAGUCCAAAACCGUGACUUUUGGGCUAAUUUUUCUGAAAAAGGGCCUUUUUGAUACCCAUGAAAUUUCUUUUCCUGUUUUUUGGAACUUUUUUCUUUUCCACGUUAUUGUAAAACUAGUUUUCGCACUUGUACUUUAACACGUGUAUCUCACGCUAAUUAAUUUAAUAAAAUGAUUUUAAUAAUAUUUACAAUAUAUAUAUAUAUAUGUAUGUGAUAAGUUACACAAAAUUUGAAGGGGAAAAAAGCAAGGGAAUAAUUGUUAGUUGUGAUAUAUAUGGAUACUCAAUAGUUACAGACAUCAAAUUAGGUUGUUGUCGAAUGAAAGUAACAUCUUAUAUAAGUAGCCUUCCCCUUUUUGUAACAACGUACAUAUCAAGAAGUUGUGAACGAAAAGCGAUUUAAUCAACAUGUCCACCUCAUGAUAGCUCGUAACUCAUUGUCAGUUUCAUGAUAUACUCCUGUAAAGAAGUACAUAAUAGCUAGGUGUAAUAGAGAUGCUUAAUAGUUACUGAUAUUAGAAAAUUUGAUGUAUACAAAUACUGGAAAAAGGAAUAAAAUUACAUGAUAUUUAACUUUUACUAUAGAAAAACAAACUAUAAAAUUUUAAUAUAGAUUCUAAUACCUUUCUCUUGACCAACUUCAACCCCUGGCUAUUUGCUUCAUAAAGUUGAAGUAACAAUGAUGAAUGAUAUUAGAUGCUCUAUUUAUAAGUGAAAGUUUACAUUGCACGUUCACUUUAAAAGCAUAUAGUAUAUAGGAAGCCAAGUAAACAUUAAAAACAAAAGGAUAAAUAUGAAGGAAUAAUGAAGUACAAAUGUUAGCUUUAAUUAGAAGAUGAAAAGAAUUCACGGGAAUUUAAAGGAAUACAUGUAAAACAUUUCUACAAUAAAUUCUUAAAUUAAAAGGAUAAUAUUAUGAAGUUUAGUAUCUCAAUACAAUUUUUUAAAAAUAUUCAUUUUAUAUAUUAAUAUUCAAAAGCAUAAUAAUGAUAGAUAAUUGUAGAAUUAAUUGAUACAUGAAUCUUUCCAUUUAAUUGAUUUACUUCUCAUUUAGUUAAUUCAUUUGUCAUUUAUUGAUAGGUAAAUUUACUAUUUGGUGUAAAAAAUAGUAUAGAAAUAGUAUUUAGAUGAGGGAUAAAGUGUCGUAUAACUUUUAAUGAAUGUUUUAACUUUUUAAUGUUCCCACCUUUGAAAUAGUAUGAUGAUAAUAUACCAGACAUUGGUUUAUGCUCUCUAUGGAGAUGUGCAAAGUGUUUCUGCUUGUUUCAUAACACGACUCCAAUCUAGGGAUUACUCAAAGCUGCCUAGUUUGGGUAGCUAUUCUUUUUCUCCUUGAAGCUUUUUUUUUCUUCCUUUUUUUUUUUUUUUUUUUUGGACCCAUAAAAACUAGGGAAGAAAAUUAGUAAAGAUGAGAUCAUUUUUGCGUUGGAACCUUGUUCUAAAGUGAUGCGGGGCGAACCGCAACUCAAGUAGCAAUUUCUCUCUUCAGCAUGACCCAAAAGAAAUUUAUUAUAAAUACAAGGCUUUAUUUGUAGACGAGAUUCAGGUUUCUGAGUCUCGGGUCAAAAAAAGCCAACCCCUUUUUAAUUAUUUAUCACCUUUUUAUUCUUUCAGCUACGGUGUAGUUUUCUGACCAUCAGCAGCACUGAAAAUAUCCAUUAGCUUCACAAAGGGCAAAAGAAAAAGAUCCUUAAUUAGGUUAAUAUAGGCAUGGUCAACAGGUGCAGUCAGUUAAUGAAUAUGAUAUGAUAUAUUGGAAUUUUAUAAUCCAUAAGAGGGAAUUUUCAAAGACAUGUUCUUUUCCUGUUCAGUGUGAACAUAAGUGCUUCCGCCUCCUUUCAUUUCUGUCCUCCUUUUGGUAAAAUUAGAUUCAUCAUCUAGAACUGUUAUUUACAGUCUUGGAGGAAUUUUUCAAGGUUAUUGACUGGAAAGCUAACAAUAAGAUUGGAGCAAAAGAUUUACGCAGGCUUGUUUAUUCAUUUGAAAUUUCUCCUUCUAGUUGUGAACGCAAACCUUAUUUUCGUCAUCUAAGUUGAAAAGUGAAUUUUAUAUAUUAAUCACUGGAAAAGUCAUAUAAAAACUGAGCAGUUUUCCAUACCAAUUCUCAAGCAGGACAUCUUUUGUUAGUCAAAACUGGAUUAUGUUUGACACUAGGACACUUAAAUUGAAUCAUAUAUUUUGCCAAAUUCUUCUAAUACAUAGGUUCUCCAGCCAACCUAGUCUUUCAUUGAUGAGUUCUCACAAAUGCACGCUCAAAACUUCCCUCUUCCUCUGCUCCAUCCCGUCAUCACCUUCUUAUUCUUCUUGAUCACGUCCUCAUUAUCCUAUGGCCAAGAAAAUGAACAGUAUACCACUUGUAAUAGCUCCUACAGCUGUGGGAAUAUUCAAAAUAUAGGCUUUCCUUUUUGGGGUGGUGAUCGGCCUCAAGAAUGUGGUCUUCCAGAAUUCGAGCUUGAAUGUGAAGCCAACGAGGAUCCCGUUAUAAAGAUUGAUAAUCAUAAUUUCCGCGUACGUGCCAUCAAUAAAGAUACGAGAACCAUGAGAAUUGCUCGCAAAGAUCUUGAAGAAGACGUUUGUCCUGAUAGUUUUGGCAACACUACCUUGAACGAUGCCCUUUUCCACUAUGGUCCCGACCUGCAUGCUUUCGUCCUGUUAUAUGGUUGUCCUUUCAGUAUACCUUCAGAGUGGAAAAAUUUCUCCUUUAUCUGCAAUAACACUGGAGACUCCAGUCUUGGUUUCUAUCCAGAUGAGUCAUUUUCAUCAUUUUGGGGACCAAAGUACCCGAGUUGUGAGUUUAAGGUCGUGGUUCCUGUUGUGAUAAAGGAAUUUGAGCAGUUUGAGAACCAAGGAAGUACGAAAAUAUCGGAGCUUUUGAAGCAAGGGUUUGAUGUGGUUUACAACAAAAGCAUAGAAUGUAUGGCUUGUGAGAGGUCAAGGGGUUUAUGUUGGUUAGAUACAGAUACUAGGAAGCAAACGUGCCUUUGUCAGGACCGAACUUAUUCUUACUACUGCGGUUAUGUACCGGAUCAAGGCACUAAAAGAGAUAUCCGGGUGAAAGUUGCCGUAGGUGUAGGUGCAACUGCAUUCACUGCCGUUGUGGCAUGUGUAAUUUUCGUUCUCUAUCAUCGUCGACAAAAGAAAAGUCAAGCUGGUUCGUCUUUGAUUUCCAGAAGCAUCCUUUCCUAUCCCUCCUCAACAACGGACCCUGCAAAGGCUUCGCACUAUUUUGGAGCUCACGUCUUCGACUAUAAUGAACUGGAAGAAGCCACAAACAGUUUUGAUUCCAACAAAGAGCUAGGAGAAGGUGGCUUUGGCACAGUAUACUUAGGUAAACUAAGAGAUGGACGUGAUGUUGCUGUAAAACGUUUAUAUGAGAACAACUACAAGAGGGUUGAGCAAUUCCGAAAUGAAAUUGAAAUCCUCACUCGCUUGCGCCAUCGGAAUCUAGUUACCCUUUACGGAUGCACAUCUCGCCAUUGCCGUGAGCUUCUUCUUGUGUAUGAAUAUAUUCCCAAUGGCACAGUUGCUGAUCAUCUUCAUGGAGAAUGCUCAAAGCCUGGAUCACUUUCAUGGAGUACACGAAUGAGCAUUGCCAUAGAAACAGCAAGCGCGCUAGCCUUUCUCCACAAUUCAGAUGUCAUUCACAGAGAUGUAAAAACUAACAACAUCCUCCUGGACAGUACUUUCUGCGUCAAAGUAGCAGAUUUUGGCUUGUCUCGGCUUUUCCCAACUGAUGUUACACAUGUCUCAACAGCUCCACAGGGUACUCCUGGAUAUGUUGAUCCCCAGUAUCACGAAUGCUAUCAACUCACCAGUAAAAGUGAUGUUUAUAGUUUCGGGGUGGUACUAAUUGAGCUUAUAUCCUCCCUGCCAGCUGUUGAUAUCUGUAGGCAUCGACACGAAAUAAAUCUAUCAAAUAUGGCAAUUAACAAGAUUCAGAGCAACGCAUUACAUGAGCUGGUUGAUUCAAAUCUUUGCUUUAGCUCCAAUGAUAAGGUAAAGUUGAUGAUCACUGCCGUGGCAGAGUUGGCUUUCCAAUGUCUUCAGAACGACAGGGAUUUGAGGCCAUCCAUGCCAGAAGUUUUGGAGGCUCUACUUGGAAUUCAGAGUAUGGAUAAAACAGCAACAGAAAUAGGCAAGCCCAGUCCUGGUGAUGAUGCUGGGUUGUUGAAGAAUCACCCGUUAUCUCACUCACCCGAUUCAGUUAUAUCAAAAUGGACUAGCAGUAGCAGCUCAACAACAACUGCUUCCAGUACUGGCUAAGUUUAUGCCCUCAGCUUGUCUAGUUUGUGGUUUUCUUAAUAGUGAUCUUGAUCACCUGCUCUAUUGGUUGCCGAAACCUGAAUUUUCGUGUUUUUCCUUUUGAUUACUUUGGACCUUUUUGAUGUACAUAUCUCGUAUGCAGUACUCUAAAUUUAACAAAGCUAAUUCAAUUCAUUUCUUAAAUUCUUUAGUAAA
Molecule: messenger RNA, 6286 nt
Organism: Lycium barbarum (goji berry)
Lineage: Eukaryota; Viridiplantae; Streptophyta; Magnoliopsida; Solanales; Solanaceae
Product: LEAF RUST 10 DISEASE-RESISTANCE LOCUS RECEPTOR-LIKE PROTEIN KINASE-like 1.2
Exons: 4
Coding region: 4073-6091 (672 amino acids)
Biological process (GO): protein phosphorylation
Molecular function (GO): polysaccharide binding; protein kinase activity; ATP binding
Source: RefSeq, a predicted model, not a curated record